UAUCAAUCAGAGCAAAUGAACUCAUUCUUCUAGUCUACAGCAUUGUGAUGUCCUCCGCAAAGCUGCUGAAGCAGGAGGCCUGCUUGUGGAUGCAAUGAUAAACGUCCAAGAUGGUUCAAAAGAGAAUUCAUCUUCAGUUCCUUUAAUGGUUGUUGAGAAUGGGUGUGGUAGUCCAUGCAUUGAUUUACGGCAGGUCAGCUCAGAGCUAGCCGUUGCAGCAAAAGAUGCCGACCUGAUAAUCUUGGAAGGGAUGGGUCGCGCUCUCCAUACAAAUUUCAAUGCUCAUUUUAAAUGUGAUGCUCUGAAGCUUGCAAUGGUGAAGAAUCAGAGGUUGGUAGAAAAACUGAUCAAAGGAAACAUAUAUGAUUGUGUCUGCCGAUAUGAAUCAGCCAGUGGAGAGCUUGCAUCAUCAAAGUUCCAACACGUGCCCAAAUGUUUGCAUUUCUCUACUGAGAUAGGAGGACAAGGGAAUUAUCAAUUCAGAAGAUCAUCUUGCACAUUGAUGUUCAAGUUUUCCUCCUCCUGGAUGAAAACAAAAAUUGGUUUGGAACUUGUGUAUCUCAGGAGCUUCAACAAAUCUAGUUGCUGGCUUUAAACCAAUCUCUGAUCAUAGAUUUAAAAAGAGAAGAGAUUCAUUCAGUUUUACAGU
This is a messenger RNA of Telopea speciosissima, 649 nucleotides long. Its product is annotated as pantothenate kinase 2-like. The transcript has 3 exons. The coding region runs from base 95 to 595 and encodes 166 amino acids. The record is from RefSeq and is a predicted model, not a curated record. Lineage: Eukaryota; Viridiplantae; Streptophyta; Magnoliopsida; Proteales; Proteaceae.